AUGUCUCGUUAUUUGAAAAAGAAAUUACUAAACAUCAACAUCGAAAGCAAGAUGAACGGGCGAUUACAAGAAAACGUGAGAGAAGAUGCAGUGAUGAGGAUUAUGGAAGUAGAGGAGAUCGUGAAUCUAGCAGGUAUCACAAGCAUGGUAAAAAUAGAGAAAGCCACCAUAGAUGGAGGUCACCGAGCCGAUCGGAUGAUAAACCCAUUAGGUAUCACAAGCAUGGUAAAAAUAGAGAAAGCCACCAUAGAUGGAGGUCACCGAGCCGAUCGGAUGAUAAACCCAUUAGGUUUACCUACUGUUAUUUGUGGUUUCAUUCCAGGGGUUUGA
This is a messenger RNA of Striga asiatica, 330 nucleotides long. The record is from the annotation of a GenBank genome assembly. Lineage: Eukaryota; Viridiplantae; Streptophyta; Magnoliopsida; Lamiales; Orobanchaceae.